AUGGGUAUACGCGUUUUUGGAAGGUCACCUGACCUCCACGUGGUACCUAAAAUUUUCUUUGUUGAAGUCUGCCAGAUACCUGCUUCUCCCAUCAUUUAUCACCUCAGUUCACGGGUCAAACUCCUUACUGCGAUGUAUUUUGAUCGUCCUCGUCGCUCUACCUCUCGCGCGUCUUCUCCCCUCUUGCUGGCUCUUACUUCUUUGGGGGAGGUAACUUCCCCUGAUCCCAAGUCCAAUGGGGAGGUCGGGCAGGACCAGCUCGCUUUUACCAUCGAAUCUCCGUCUCACCCUCAGCUCCAGCUGUUCGAGACUGUAUUCAACACUGGGAAGCCGUUGUCUGCUUACUGUGAGGACAAUCCCCUGUGGUCGCUCCUGGCGGCAGUAGCUUCUCCCUGUACCAAUUGUCUCAAGACCCCGGGUAAAUGCCAGGUCCCAGCCAAUUCUCCUCAAUGCACGAACUGUUCCUCGAAGAAGACUUGUAGUCUCGGCAAGACCCUUCAGUACCAAUACUUUGCUCGUCAGUGUAACCAAGACCUGGCAUAUAGUCGCAGGUUUUUGGAACUCCAUGGAACUCCUGCACACCGUGCUACUUGGGGGAUUCCCUUGGAUGUUUGGCAUCAGUACGAUGCGGCCCUUCAUGAGCGUACCUCCUCUACUUCGACUCUUUUAGAGUUGAACAUGCUUGAUGAGCAGGACGGGGUCACCGCUGAUCAGCAGGAGCUCCAGAAGUUCCUCGCACUGCAACAGGACGAGGCCUCUGUCGCAGCUAAACAAAAGUGCGCCCGCUCUCCAUUGCCUGUGGUGGGUCCCUCUACCAAGAAGGUCCGUUUGGAGGUUCCCAAGAAGUGUUCCCGUUGCAAGGCUCCUGGAGUAGAGGUAGAUUCAGAGCCUCCUUGUCAUGUCCUUCUGGUGGUUCCUCCCAGUCGUUCGUUGGUUACCUCAACUAUUGCCCCUGUUCCUCCUUGCGCCCUUUCCUCCCCCAUGGAGGUAUCUGUCAGGGACAAUCCUGUGCAGGGUUCGAGUGGUUUGGUUCAAUUGGUGACCAUUGCCGAGGCGCAUUCUGGUUUGGCUUGUCGACAUGCUUCCCCUCCGGUUACUCAGGUGCCUAUAAAGGGAGGAGAAUCGGAUAUUUUUUCUUCCAACAUGCCUCCCACUCCUUGUUCUACCUUGGUCCCUCGCGUCCUCACUGCUCACCCUUACCGCACUGAGAAUCAGCGUCUCAUUGCUCAGGUUCGACUGCUUGAGUCCCAGCUUGCCGACUCGCGGAGAGAAAAUUCUGUAAGACCUGGGUCAAAAUAG
Molecule: messenger RNA, 1299 nt
Organism: Lentinula edodes (shiitake mushroom)
Lineage: Eukaryota; Fungi; Basidiomycota; Agaricomycetes; Agaricales; Omphalotaceae
Exons: 1
Coding region: 1-1299 (432 amino acids)
Source: RefSeq, a predicted model, not a curated record